ACUAUUGAGAGAGAUUGAAAGAGAAGAAACUCUCUCUCUUUCUCUGUCUCUCAGCUUCUCUCUACUCUCUCUCACUCAAAGAUACAAAGCUUUUGGUGUUGUUCUGAUCUCCAAUGUUGUCAUCAGCAAAGCAUAAGAUCAAUCAUAGUGCUUUUUCAGUUUCCUCAUUAUCAUAUCCAUUACCUCAAUCACAUUCACAAGCCGAUAACAUGACUCAAGUCACCAUGGAAGAAGUAUGGAAAGAAAUAAACCUUGCGUCGCUUCAACAUCGUCAGCUAAACAUAAAUCAUGAGCCAAUGUUGAGCAAUCAAAACCCUAAUAACUCCAUCUUCAAAGAUUUCCUCAACAAGCCUUUGAAUCAAGAACCACCACCUUCUGCUUCCACCACUCUCCACCGCUCUCUUCCUCCUCCUCCUGAAACUGUUCUCAGCUUGAACCCUCGCUCCAUUAACACCCACUUUGAUGAAUCUGCGAGGUUUGGUUGUUUUGGGAAGAAAAGAGGAGGCCAAGAUUCUGAUGAAAGCAGAGGAGACAGAAGGCAUAAGCGUAUGAUCAAGAACAGAGAAUCUGCUGCUCGGUCCAGGGCUAGGAAACAGGCAUAUACAAACGAGCUGGAGCUUGCAGUAUCUCACUUGCAGAAGGAAAAUGCAAGACUCAAGAGACAAGAAGAGCAGUUGAAAAUGGCGGAAGCAACUCAACACCAAGCAAAGAGAAAGCUUCAACGGUCUUGGACAGCUCCAUUUUGAGAAAAACAUCCAACUCCUGUCAUGUAGAAGAGAAGCAGGGAAACUAUGUACAUUCUUAGCUUAAGGUAAUUUUGUGGAUGUAGUAGUUUUGGGGAGUGUAGAAACGUAUCUUAUUAGUAAAAAUGAAGCGAUCUUUCCUAGUCUUGUGUUUUUUUUUUCCUAUCAACCCUUCUUGACUUGUGUACUAUUUUUCUACUUAACCUGUGCCUACUUUUUCACUGUUUAAUAGCACUGUAGUUCUUGCUUA
This is a messenger RNA of Raphanus sativus (radish), 993 nucleotides long. Its product is annotated as bZIP transcription factor 27. Lineage: Eukaryota; Viridiplantae; Streptophyta; Magnoliopsida; Brassicales; Brassicaceae. The transcript has 3 exons. Bases 114 to 746 code for a protein of 210 amino acids. Gene Ontology annotation, biological process: positive regulation of DNA-templated transcription. Gene Ontology annotation, cellular component: nucleus. Gene Ontology annotation, molecular function: DNA-binding transcription factor activity. The record is from RefSeq and is a predicted model, not a curated record.